Molecule: messenger RNA, 1227 nt
Organism: Rotaria sp. Silwood2
Lineage: Eukaryota; Metazoa; Rotifera; Eurotatoria; Philodinida; Philodinidae
Source: the annotation of a GenBank genome assembly
AUGUUAUCACAUGAAAAUCUGUUAGCAACUGCAAAAGGUCAUCUCAUGCGUUUAGAUAAAGCGAAUAUUAAAAGCCCUUUAACUGAUCGACAUUGUUCAUUUUUACCUAUGGCUCAUAUAUAUGAACGAUUUAUACUUUUACAAGCUUUAUUACGUGGUACACAACUUGUAUUUUGUCCUGCACCUGAAAAACUUCCAAAUUACUUGUCGAUUGUAAAACCAUCUCAAGCUUCUGUUGUACCACGUGUUUUGAACAAAGUUUAUGAUGCAAUUAUGACUGAAGUGAGUAAAAGUAAAAUAAAAAAGUUUCUUGUUCAACAAGCAUUACGUGAACAACCAUCGUUUCUAUCACAUUUUGCUUUUCGUAAAGUCAAAAAUCUAUUUGGUAAUGAGGUAAAAGUAAUGAUAACAGGUGCAGCACCAAUCACACCAGAUGUCAUGCAUUUUUUUCGUAUUGCACUCAACAUACCAAUUAUGGAAGGAUAUGGUCAAACAGAAUCGGCAGGUGCUGGUACAAGUACUCAUCCAACUGAUAUGUCAUAUGGCACAAUAGGUUCGCCUGUACCAGUCGUCGAAAUCAAGUUGAUUGAUGUACCUGGCACAACAUAUCGAAGUGAGAUGAAUCAAGGAGAAGUUUGUAUCCGUGGGCCAAGUGUUUUUAAAGGUUAUUAUGGUGAUGAGGCAAAGACAAUGGAAGUUCUUGAUAAAGACGGCUGGUUGCAUACAGGUGAUGUAGGAGAAUGGGCUAGCAAUGGUGCAUUACGUAUUAUUGAUCGUACAAAGCAUAUAUUUAAACUAUGUCAAGGAAAAUAUAUUGCACCAGAACGUCUUGAAGAUAUUUAUAUUCGUUCUCGAUGGGUUGCACAAAUUUUUAUUGAUGGAAUAUCUACUGAAACAACUGUCGUAGCCAUUGUGAUACCUGAUGAAGAAUAUGUUCGAAAGAAUUUUCAAUCAAUAGCCACUGAAACAGCAUUUGCUGACUUGUGUAAGAAUGAAAAAUUAAAAGAAAUUAUUUUAUCUGAUUUAAAACGAUUGUCAGAAAAGUAUAAACUUAAAACUUAUCAAACAUUAAGCAAUAUUUAUCUUCAUCCUGAACUUUUUUCACAAAACAAUGGACUUCUUACAGUAACACUGAAAACACGCCGAGCAAAUGCUCGAAAACAUUUUCAAUCAAUAAUUAAAUCACUUUAUCAAGUUGAUCCAACUACAGCAAGCAGGGUUUCAUAG